Molecule: messenger RNA, 1452 nt
Organism: Kluyveromyces marxianus DMKU3-1042
Lineage: Eukaryota; Fungi; Ascomycota; Saccharomycetes; Saccharomycetales; Saccharomycetaceae
Gene: RUD3
Product: Rud3p
Exons: 1
Coding region: 1-1452 (483 amino acids)
Biological process (GO): endoplasmic reticulum to Golgi vesicle-mediated transport; Golgi organization
Cellular component (GO): Golgi apparatus
Molecular function (GO): small GTPase binding
Source: RefSeq, a predicted model, not a curated record
AUGGCAAAGAAUAAGAAGAAGGGAAGCGGCAGUCAUAAAGCCAAGGCUGCUGGAUCAGCGAAAGACGUCAAGCCUGUUGAUUCCAAUAAAGCACAAGAUUCUUCACUGGUUCAUUCCAAUAAUCUUGAACUACCCGAGAAUAAAACAGAAGAUCAUAGCAUCGCUACUCAACAAGAGGGAGUACCACAGGAAGUAGAAGAAGUAGCGAGAAAAGAAGAAGUCAAGGAUGAAAUAGAAUCACAAGAGUCAGAGAAAUCGAUAGAAAAGGAAGUUGUCGAAGAGGCAGAAGAGGGAGUAGAAUUGAAAGAAUCAGAGAAGAAGUUGGAAGAACAAACCAAUCCCCAACAAUCAUCUGAAGACUCAAAAAAUAACGAGCUUGAUCUUGUUAAGCAAGAAAGAGAUCAAUACGAAUUUAAAUACAACACUCUUCUAAGUAAGAUCUCGUCUAUGAAAACGGUCUUCAGUCAGAUGAAAGAAGCACAACAAGAACUAGAAAAUACCAGAGAGCAGCUAGAUGAAUAUGAAAGUCAGAACAUUAGUUUAAAACAGAAGCUAAAAUCUAAUGAAUCGGAGAUUCAGGAUAAUCAAGAAACAAUUUCUACAUUAAACGACGAGAUAGUAAAUUUGAAUAAGGAGUGCGAAGGAUUGAGCUCUGAGUGCCAAAAUCUAAAGGAUGAGGUCAAAAAAUUACAACACCAGCUUGAAGACAUCACUCGUGAGAGAUCCAGCUUGAGCAUGUCUAUGAAGACUGAAAUUGAGAACCUCAAAUCUCAAAUUGCGAAUCUGGAAAUUAUUAUCAAUAAUGAGAAACAGGAUAAGCGUGAACUUGAAGAGCAGAUAGCAGACUUUGAGCAGCAAAUAAAACAACUUACAGAUAUCAAGGAAUCACAAAGUCAAGUUAUUUCUAACCUAGAGGGACAACUUUCUGACGCUAAGACUGCCAUCGAUACAUUAAAGAAAGAAAAGGCAGCCGAAUAUGCAAAGCUCAGUGAAGAAAUAUCACAGUUAGCCAAACAUAAAGAGCAAAGUGCAUCUGAAAUUAAUGUCAUGAAGGAAAAAAUGAAAUCCAUGGAAGAAGAUGUUGCAUUAAAAGAAAAGUUUGAACAAGAAGUUAAAGAAAGAGUUCUCCAAAUCGGUAAAUUACGUCAUGAGGCUAUUAUCCUUAACGAACAUUUAACUAAGGCAUUGGCGAUGCUCAAGCAGAGCAAUGACUCUGAAAAUGUGGAUAAAGAACUAAUCUCCAAUUUAUUCAUAUCAUUUGUUACCAUUCCUAGAGGUGAUCCUAAAAAGUUUGAAGUUUUGGAGCUAAUUUCAAGCUUCCUUAACUGGGAUGCGGACAAAAAGUCACAAGCAGGUUUAAUUCAGAACCCUAAUCACGUCCAUACAGGCUCUCGGACCCAAAACUUCGUAUCCUUAUGGACAGAAUUUUUGGAAAAGGAAAGUGAAAAAUAG